Messenger RNA from Asparagus officinalis (garden asparagus), 1393 nucleotides. Its product is annotated as caldesmon. Gene Ontology annotation, cellular component: CHRAC; epsilon DNA polymerase complex. The record is from RefSeq and is a predicted model, not a curated record. Gene Ontology annotation, molecular function: protein heterodimerization activity; chromatin DNA binding. Gene Ontology annotation, biological process: DNA damage response; heterochromatin formation; leading strand elongation. NCBI's taxonomy places the organism in Eukaryota, Viridiplantae, Streptophyta, Magnoliopsida, Asparagales, Asparagaceae. The transcript is spliced from 4 exons. The coding region runs from base 1 to 1173 and encodes 390 amino acids.
AUGAUCGAGAAGCUUCUUCAUCGAGGAUACGGCUUUGAUCAGUUCAGGCGUUCCUUUUCUCGUCACAUGCCGAUGUUCAGGGAAGAAGGGUAUCCAGAGUUGGCCGAUUCCUUCACUGCCGAUUUUGCUGUUCUGGAGUCGGAGGUCCGAGAGUUGAAGGAGCUGAAGGCUAACGGGGUUUCUUCCUUCGUGUCCUCUCAGAUGGAGCAUAGGCUGGCACAGUGGCGCGAUAUGCGAUCUUCCAUCGGCAAUGAGCUUCAGUCACAUGAGCAUUCCGCUGCGCAGCUGAUGGCUACCGUGGCGAGGAAGGAUGCAGAUAGGGCCGAGCUACUCCACUCUUUGGAGUCCAGCCGCGAGGACAUUGCUAGGUUGAAGGAGGCCUUGAAGCACGCCGAAGAGUCCGCUACUCUUAUUGCAGAAGACCUGGCUGGAUUAGAGCGUUCUCGUGAACAAACGCUCGAGAAGUUGGGAUAUACCCAAGAGAGAUUGAUGCAGCUGAAGAAUGAAGCCGCAAAGAUCUUGAGCGGUUCUGAAGAAGCCGUCCGAGCUAGCCUGCAGGCAGACCUUGAGCGGAGCUAUGUAGACAGGCUUUCUAGUUUGGAGUCCCAUGUUCUUAGCCGGGAGCGGGGCGGCGUCGUCCAAAUCUCCGGAGAAACCAGCGGCCACGGAGACAGCAGCGAAAGCUCCGGCGGCGGCGGGGGAGACAUUGUGCGCCGAGUGGUGAAGGAUAAGCUCUCUGAGCUGGCCGCUUCCUGUUCCUCUCGCAAGAGCAAAAAUAGCAAAGAUGAAGAGGGAGAAGGAGAAGAGAUGUCCGUACAAAAAGACGCCCUCCUCGCUUUCGCUGAAAGCACUCGGAUCUUCAUCCAUUACCUCUCCGCCACGGCCAAUGACAUCUGUAAGGAAUCGAGGAGACAAACAAUCAAUGCUGAUGAUGUUCUCAAGGCAAUUGAGGAAAUUGAGUUUCCUGAAUUCAUUGAGCCACUAAGAGCUUCUUUGGAAGAAUUCAGGAAAAAGAAUGCGUCUAAGAGGUCUGCAACAAAUGCAAAGGCAAGAGAAUCACGGAAGAAACAGAGAUCCGAUAAUGAGGAACCUAGAGAGAAUGAGGAGCAUGCUGAAGAAGUUGCUGAGGAAGAGGAAAAGGAAGAAGGCGAAGAACCUGAUGAAAAUGAGUAGUGUACUUUUGUUGUAUAAUCUCAUACUGUUGUUGUUGUUUACUUCUGUAUACUAUGAUGAGAUGAGAUGAGAUGGGAGAUGCUGGGACGAUGAAAUUAAGUAUCUGUGUACCCAUCAAGUUCCUAUCGUCAUCGGUAGUUUUUUAACUAAUUUUACCAUUAACAGGUGGAUGAAAUUGGGUAUCUACGUACCCAUCUAGUUCCUUUCGGUAGCUUUUUAA